Pantherophis guttatus is the source of this 3960-nucleotide messenger RNA. It is a transcript of the gene SLA2, whose product is annotated as Src like adaptor 2. Lineage: Eukaryota; Metazoa; Chordata; Lepidosauria; Squamata; Colubridae. Gene Ontology annotation, molecular function: protein binding. The record is from RefSeq and is a predicted model, not a curated record.
UCCAGUGGCCAAGGUUGAGAAACACUGCCUUAGUGGAACUUUUGUUUAGUGGAGGUGAGGGGUUUAAAGCUCUGCUGUUGGCAGUCUGAGGCACUAUAACUGUUCAUGGUUCAAAGUGCUUCAUUUGGAAUCCCAUAUGCUCUAAUAAGUGUGUUUGCAGCCUCUGUGUUCAAAGAGUUUGGUUUGGUAUGAUUUGGUUAAAAUUAUGAAGCCGUUUUUUUUUUUUUUUUUUUUUUGAAACGGCAUUGAAGAGAAAACAACCUAUCUAAAAAUAAUUGGGCAAGAGACUAUUACAAGAUUAACUGGCUUUAGAUGUUAGCAAAAUGUACAAGAUACAAGAAAACUGACUGAGCAAGAACAGAAAUAUGUUAACGUCAUUGAUCUCUGGCUCCACCUUUCUUUCCAACCAUUGUUGCUCUGGUUUUGUCAGAAACUUGACAAUGUGGUUUGUGUUUGUGCACACAGAAAUGUACAGGGUUAUAGUUCAGAUAGAGGUGAUGAUAAUUUAUGCUACUUUUAGGUUACUGAGACAGAUAAGACCAGUGGUGAAAUCCAAAUUUUUAUACUACCGGUUCUGUGGGCGGGGCUUGGUGGGUGUGGUGUUGCUUGGUGGGCAUGGCAGGGGAAGGAUACUGCAAAAUCUCCAUUCCCACCCCACUCCAGGGGAAGGAUACUACAAAAUCCCCAUUCCCUCCCUACUCCUGGGGGAAGUAUAUUGCAAAAUCUCCAUUCCCACCCCACUCUGGGGCCAGACAGAGGCGGUAUUUGUCAGUUCUCUGAACUUUCUGCUACCGGUUCUUCGAACUGCUCAAAAUUUCCGCUACUGGUUCUCCAGAACCUGUCAGAACCUGCUGGAUUUCACCCCUGGAUAAGACUUCAUAAGUGACCAGCAGGGACUAAAUAACCCCAAAGCCUCCAGUGACAUUUUAACAUUAGUCUGCCAGUUGGAAGGUGGCAUGAUGGUGACAGAUAUUUAAACUUGGGUAUGCUUCACGUGCAAUGAGUUCAAAUCUAUUUUAAAAAUAAAUUAAGUCUAAAAUAAGCGUGUAUUGCCUUCAAGGGAACUUACAUUUUUCUCCUGUGUAAGAAUUUGUUAUUCACUAAUACACACUAAUCCACACUCUUUGGAAUCUGAAGACACCUUUGAAAUUAUUGAGAGUAAACAGUGAAUUUGCCAAAUAGUUGCCAUGGUAGGUGAGCUGCAAAUCAUCCAUUUAGCACAGAUUUUACCCCUGUAAAACUGUUAUUAUCCCUUCCACCUUUUAUGUUUUGAGGGGAAGAUUUGCAAAACAUAACACCGACCAAAAAGUUGUUUUUAUAACUGGGUGGCUAUGUGGUCCUAACCGUCUUCUUAGAAAUAAAGUUUGUUUUGGAGAUUUACUUUGCAAUGCUCACUUUAUCGUUUUAAUUCCUUAAAAGAAUUUAAAAACAGUCUGACUAUAGAAUAGAGUGCACUUUCUACCCUUGUGCACUCUUUUGAGAAUGCUGAACACUUACUAUAGCAAUGUAUUUAGGAUAUAAUUUAUCACACAGUGGUUUUCUGUGCAGAAAAAUGAAACAGCCAUCAACCACCUUUCCAUUACGUCAAAGGAAACUGAACUGUUUUUGUGAGUUCUUAGAAUUUAACAUUUCUUAAUAACAUGCACUCAAGCUAUACCAAUGUGUUGUGUAUCAUGCUUGGGUGCACUUGGCAUGAAGAAGGAUCAAGAUAACUAUUGUUUUAAUAUUAAUUUGCCCCUGUAUACUACAUGACAAUAGUUGCCUGAAAGAUUGCAGCAAAAGAUCCAAACGAAUAGAAAAAUAGUUUGCAGGCAACUCAAUGACAUUUGUAUUCUGAGAAACUUCCACUGAAGAAAAAGGCUGAGGUUUCUCUGGAGCACUCAUAUGAAUUGUGUUCUAGUUAGAAUUGGGGGUUGUCACCAAUUUCCAGAGCUACAAUGAAAGAAAAAUUCCCUGCAUCACCUAUCUGACGACCCGGCUAUGAUAUAAUGACAGGUGAGUACAAACCAUUUUGAGUUAUACAAAAAUAUGAGAUGAUAUACUCUUAACUAGAAUACUUUUAAAAUGGGGAAAGUUAAAAACAACUGCACGAUCAUACAAAAACUCAUGGACUAGUAUAAUUAUAGCUUUUUAUUGUGUAGCAAAAUGUAAAGAUGAUUGUUAGGAGUAGCGCAAUGGAAGCCAGAGACGUAGGAUAAAGAAGGAAGAGCAUGAAACGCCAUACUUUUUUUUUCCAGGAAAGAGCCAUCAACUUUGAACAAACUCCAAUAGGAAAGGUACUUUCAGCACGAGAUGUUUCUGAACUUUUUCUUAUUCAUAGGAUUAUGCUAGUAGCAGAUAAAACAUUUUUUACUAUCAUAACAUGAAUAUUUCAGUAUCUGUUAUUAAGUUCAUGCCUUCCAGGUUACAGGGCAAGAGGCUUUUUUUAAAAAGGCAAAUUCUUAGAAAAAAAGGCUUUGAGAUGGAAGCCAUCUUAAUUAUGAUGCCCUAAAUUCAGGACAACUUUUUUUUAUUACACUACUGAUGUAAGAGAGAUACUGUAUUCCUGAACAAUAUUCAUCAGUCCAUGCUGGAGAAUUGGCCAUCUUACCUCUUCCUUUCCCUGCCUUCAGAAGUUGUUGCUUCUUGUUUGUGGUAUGAUUUAAUACUUUCUCUUUCAACACUAAUAAAACAUCUACCUUAGAAGAAACUAGAAAAUGGCAGCUGAUUAAUUGUAACAGCAUUUGGUUUCUUCUGUAUUUUCCUAACAGUUCAAGGACAACAAUGAAUUUUUAUUUGAAUGAGUUUCUUUUCUCCUUUUGUUGAUAGGCCCCUCUGAGUGAUACACUAGAAGACUGCUGUUAGCAACAAAUUGUGAUGGGAAGCUUGCCCAGUAAGAGGAAACAGAUUGCUAACCAGACAAGCCCACAACUGAACACAAGGCAUAUCCAGAGCGAUAGUAUAAACCUGCCAGUUGCCAAUUCCCCCAUGAUUGUUGCAGUCAGUGAUUUUCCUUCUAGAGACACAGAGCCACUACUAAGGAUGGGGGAACAGCUGAAUUUGCUAUCUGAAGAGGGUGAAUGGUGUCAAGUCAAGUCAGUAGCAACUGGCAAAGAAUGCUGUGUACCUAGCAACAACAUAGCUAAAAUUUCACACAGGUGGCUCUACGAUGGCAUUGAUCGAGCAAAAGCUGAGGAGUUGUUACUGUUGCCUAUAAACCAGGAAGGUUCUUUCAUCAUAAGAAAGAGACAAGCAAAAAAAGGUUGCUAUUCUUUAUCAGUCAGAUGCACAAAUCAUGAAUCCUGGAAUUGUGUAAAACACUACCGCAUUAACUGCUUGGAGAACAACUGGCUUUAUAUUUCCCCCAGCCUUACCUUCCCAAGCUUGCAUGAACUGGUGGACUAUUAUUCUGAAAGUAGAGAUGGCUUAUGUUGCUGUUUGAAGAAACCAUGCUUCAUCCAAGGAGCUAGUUCCAGCUUGUUUCAUAAUCUUCCCAAACCUGUGGAAGCAAAAAAAUCUGCUCUCAACUGGCAACAGAUCAAGAGCUCAGACUUGUUGUCAGAAGAACCUCUAGCAGAAGACUCACCCAUCAGUCUUGGCAUGCGAGAAGCAGUUACUACUUACCUGUUUAUGACCGAAGACCUGUCAUUACAGGGCACACCAAACAUAAAAGGAAGGCAAGCCGAAGAUAUAUAAAGCAAAUAUUGGAAGUAUUUCUGGAACAUGAAGCUUAAACACAAGAUCUGUUGAAUUUGUGGUAUUUUUAUCAAGUUGAUUCAAAGUGGUUAUCCUUAAAUCAGUGUUAUCAUAGUUAUACUUUUCAUCUUUUUCAAGACGCUUGGCUCAUUGAAAUAUUGUGUAUUUGUGUGUGAAGUAUAUUUAUGUAUUUUCCCUACAGGUUUUGCACUUGUUAAUUCAUAAUUGAUUAGUAAUGCAAAAAGUGAGGUAUUCACAAUAAACCAAAUAAUUGUUUCACCAGGC